CAAAACUUAACUUUUUAAGUCUAUUAAAAAAAAAACAUUUCUUCCCAAAUCCCAAUACCCUAUUUCCGUCUUCGUCGCCGUUUCUUCUGGAAAGAAGAAACCCUAGCACAAGCAGGUUUGCCAUGGGCUAUAAGAACAAUAAGAAAAAGGAGAAAAAGAAGCAGCCGGUUGAGCAUGAGCAGGAGAAGCAGCCUUCUGCUGAGAAGAAAGAAGAGAAGCAGAAGCAGGUGGUUGUUGAUGAGGAAGACUACAUACCCAUUAAAACAUUAACUGAGCAUGGGAUAGAUGCACAAACUGUGAAAACACUGCAAGAUGCAGACAUCUGGAAUACUCUCCUCCUCACAAACAACAAGAAUCUUUUGUCUGGAGUCAAAGGCCUACCACAUUAAUCUAUGUAUGACCCAAUCUGUGAAGCCAUCCACAAAAUAAUGGUUUCCCUAACCUCUGAAGUUCAACAAUUCACGCAAAGGGCUGUGGCUGGUAUGGAGGUCUUUUACAAAAAGAAAAAAAGAUGCCUUCAUCAGAAAAGUUAUUCGAGCCACUCAACAGUAUGUCAAAGACUGUUACACCUUCGAUGAGAUGGAUAAGGCUUUGUCUAGUGAAUUUAGCCACUCACGCGAUGCAACCCAGAAAAUCUUCGAAUGCUUUUUUGUGGGUGAAAAGGGAUCCAUGGCUUACAAGCAGCUUUCAUCGAUACGUUCUGCACAGAGAAAAGCAAAUCAGAAGGAUAAACAUGCUCCUCUUGAGCAGGAGGAGCUUGCUGUGAGGAAGAAGCAAGCUCUUAAGAAGGAGGAGGCUUUUACUGAGAUGGAAAAGCAAACUUCUGAGAAGAAAAAGGAGGAGUUUGUUGGGAAGAAGGAGGAGUUUGUUGAGUUGGAGAAGCAAACUCCUAAGAAGAAGGAGGAGGAUAACAAGGAAGAUUGCAUCGAAACAUAUCAUGCUGAGAAUGCUUCUAAGGUGAAAGAUCUUGCUGAGAAUGCUUCUAAGGUGAAAGAGCAGCUUACUGUGUUGAUUGAAGGUUUAAAAGUCCAAGAGGAGCUGUUUAAAGUGAUAGAGAGCCAUCAAGCUGAGAUUGCGACAAAAGGUUAUCUAGACAAUUUUGAGGCUCGCAUAACAGGAAACCUUAACACUGUGGCUAAAGAGGUAGCCAGUGGAGUGGCAUCAGUUGUUGGGAAGAUCCUAACCUCGCGUAGGAGAUCCAGUGCAUCGACACAAAGGGAGAGGAUCAUGAGAAGCUCUGCGACCAGAGCUGCUCAUGUUGUUGCUACUGUUACUGGCGGUAGCACUAAACAACAAAUUUCCGUUUCCAUUGUAAAUCGCUACUAUGAAGAAGCCAUCACUUUGGCUCUAGAUGCCGAUGAACCUACUUUAGGGUGGACAUUGUAUCAGCUUAAGGAUCAUAUGAAUUCACAUCCGGGGGACGAGAAUAAAAUUCUUUCGUUAUUAGGGCGGUUGGUGCCUCUGGUCACUGCAGAGGGAGGAGUGCACAUUGGUGUGUUUACUCUUUGGUUCGAAGCAAUGCUCGAGAAGGCCGUCCUUAAAGAUCUGGUGAUCACAGCGGAAGUACAUGCGGCAGAAGAACAUAUCAGAGCGAGACAUGUGCGUGAGCAGGCGCGUCUGGCUGCUGCUAUUGAAGGAGAUAUCGAGAAAUACUUUGAGCAGUUUGGUUAUGGUGAUUAAAAAAGCAAGUAGCUCAGGAGGAGUUGAAGAUUCAUGCAAGUGAGUGGAACUUGGAGCCUGAAAAAUAUAUGUGAUGGAGGCAUGGAGUGUGGAACUUUUGUUUUUAAUCUUUCAUAUGAAUAUAAAUAUGUAAAACUUUGUUUUUUAAAUUUCAGACUUAGAAUUUGAGGACAAAAAUUGUGAUAACUUAUUUCGUAUGUCUUCAUGAACAAAUGACCCGCGUGGUGACUAAUGACUAGUUGUCGUGUUUGGGGUUG
Molecule: messenger RNA, 1937 nt
Organism: Raphanus sativus (radish)
Lineage: Eukaryota; Viridiplantae; Streptophyta; Magnoliopsida; Brassicales; Brassicaceae
Exons: 8
Coding region: 580-1680 (366 amino acids)
Source: RefSeq, a predicted model, not a curated record